Molecule: messenger RNA, 4025 nt
Organism: Synchiropus splendidus (mandarinfish)
Lineage: Eukaryota; Metazoa; Chordata; Actinopteri; Syngnathiformes; Callionymidae
Gene: prox1a
Product: prospero homeobox 1a
Exons: 7
Coding region: 377-2980 (867 amino acids)
Biological process (GO): regulation of transcription by RNA polymerase II
Cellular component (GO): nucleus
Molecular function (GO): DNA-binding transcription factor activity, RNA polymerase II-specific; RNA polymerase II cis-regulatory region sequence-specific DNA binding
Source: RefSeq, a predicted model, not a curated record
GUCUUGCCGGGAGUCUUGCAAAGCGUGAGAGGGAGAAAACACGAGUGGGCUUGUUGCGCUCGAAGCGGAACACUUCCAUCCCCGGAGGAGAGCGGCGCACAAGAGCAAACUCUCUCUCUUACACUCUGCGUCUCUCUUUUUCCGACCUGUCUCUCUCCAUUCAUCUAUGUCUCUCACUCUCUCCAGAUCACACACACUUUCUUGGAGCACCGUGUCUCUCUCCCAUCUACGCAGACACACACACACACACACAGCGACACGCGGACCUUGUUUUUCGCGUCUUCUUCGACUGAGAAACAAGCUGCUGCUCUCCUUCAUCUGCCCCUGUGUGAGUGUGUGAAGACCCUUGGUCAUGUUAUUUUAAAUCUUCUGCGUGAUGCCUGAUCAUGACAGCGUCGCCGUUGUAACAAGACAGACAAAGCGCCGACGUGUUGACAUCGGGGUAAAGAGGACUGUAGGUAUAUUCACUCGUGCCAGGGAGAACCUACUGGGCAGCAUGAACCAGUCACAUGGCCUCGAUCAGGAUGGAGACUGCUCCGGUGACACACAGAAGUCAAAUGUUCUGAGGAAGUUGCUGAAGAGGGCAAACUCCUAUGAAGAUACGCUGAUGCCUUUUGCUGGAGCCACCAUUAUCUCUCAGCUUCUGAAGAAUAACAUGGGCAAGAAUGGAGGCAGUGAUUCUGGCUUCCAGGGCAAUGGGGCUUUGUCCAGUGGGGGCUCAGAGAUCCAGGCUGAGGACGCCUGUAGCAACUCUUCUUCACGAGACGGCGACAGCCCCUCUGACUGCUCUCCCGGCCAUCCUCAUCCUCCUUCUUCUUCCUCCUCUUUUGGACGGCCGCUACCUUCCGCAAUUCUAAGCUCUCAUGCUCCGUCGCAGCCCCUCGCCCUCUCCUCCUUUGACUUAGAUCGGCUUUCAGAUGAACAUCUCCGUGCCAAGCGAGCUCGAGUGGAGAACAUAAUUCGUGGCAUGAGCCACUCACCACUGGUCCGCCCCAAUGCUGAAGACCAUGUAUCAGAAAGCCACUGCGACAACGCCAACAAUAGCAACAACAGCAGCAUUGACCACAGAGGUGACGGGAACAGCAGUUGCAACCACAGCCGGAGUGACCGUCCUUCCUCCCUGUUGAGCCCUCCCAGGUCUAGGGGUGGUACGGUCACUGCCGUUGAGGUUUAUCGGGAAAACAAACGGAAGCAGCGGCUGCCACAGCAGCAGCAUAGCUUCACACAGCUGGUGUGUUCCAGGCAGGAGCAGCGGCAGGAGGAGCGUCGGCAGUUGAGGCUGCAGCUGGAAGACAUGCAGAAACAAUUACGGCAACUUCAGGAAAAGUUCUACCAGAUCUACGACUCUGAGACAGAAGAAGAGGAGGAGAACGUGGAGAAUAACAGAGGAGAUAGAGGAGGUGAAAGGGAUGAGGAUGGGAACAUGUCAGAGGACAGUAUUCGCUCUGAUGGCCUGGAGGAGCGGCACCGGGACCAGAGGAUGCCGAGUCAGGAGGACCUGUCUGAUCUCGAUCCAGGUUUGUUUUUAGACCGGGCCAGAGCACUGCUCCGAGAACAGAACUUGAUGGAUGGCGAGAUGGAGGAGGAAGUGGAGGGUCGAGAUGAAGAGGAAAGAAUUGGAGUCAGAGUGAUAAGAAGGAGGGAGUCUACAGGGGGAGGCCAACAGCUGGCUGAGACUCUGAAACAGGAGCUGAACUGUGCCGUGUCACAGGUCGUCGACACAGUGGUAAAGGGUUUCUCUUCACCCAAACAGGCCAUUAGCAACCAUCAUGGCUGCCUUAGUAGUACACCUGCAGCCCCAUCCUCCUCAUCAAACUCCUCUUCAUGUCCGCCACCCUUCACCCCUCUGCCCUCCCUCACCCCGGACUCACGAUUCCAUGCUGGUGCUCUGGGCAUCAGUCUGAAUGGGGACGGAAGCCCCCAUCCAAAUUACCACCCAUCAACUCAAAGGCUGCACUGCUUUGGUGACGUUAUUGUCCCCAGCCCUCUGGACUCCUUCAACAAUUUGAGUGGCAGACUUAGUGGUGUGCGUACACCCAAUGAUCAGACCGAGGCACUGCCACUGGUUGUGCGCAAAAGCAGCGGAGGAGAGAGCAACUCUUCUCUCCCACCACCUCCCUCACCUCACCACCCCUCACUCCACCCUUCACCUCUGACAGCCUCACUUGGAUUCAGCCCUCCAUCCUUUCGCCACCCUUUCCCACUUCCUCUGAUGGGCUACCCCUUCCACAACCCCCUUGGUUCACACAGUGGCGGUUACCCUCCAGCUCCGAAAGACCACCACCGAUCCUCACCCGACUCUUUAAACAUGACUCGGGAAAACGUCAGCCUCAGAACCAAAAUGGCUUCCCUGGGAGGAGGUCAUCUCAGUCACCACCAUCACAGACAAAGCUCCCCGAGCCAUCAUGAGAACCUUUCGCUGUCCAUCAUCAAGUCAGAGUGUGGCGACCUCCAAGACAUGGCUGAUAUAUCGCCAUACUCCAGCAGCACGAUUCAGGAAGGUUUGUCUCCCAACCAUUUGAAAAAGGCCAAGCUGAUGUUCUUUUACACCCGCUACCCGUCAUCCAACAUGCUGAAGAUGUUCUUCUCGGACGUCAAGUUCAACCGCUGCAUCACCUCCCAGCUGAUCAAGUGGUUCAGCAACUUCCGGGAGUUCUAUUACAUCCAGAUGGAAAAGUUUGCUCGCCAGGCUAUCAAUGAGGGUGUGACCAGUGCUGAGGAGCUGACAGUGGGGCGUGAAGCCGAGCUUUUCCGGGCGCUCAACAUGCACUACAACAAGGCUAAUGACUUUGAGGUCCCGGAUCGCUUCCUGGAGGUGGCUCAGGUGACACUUAGAGAGUUUUUCAACGCCAUUGUGGCUGGCAAGGACGCUGACCCAUCAUGGAAGAAAGCCAUCUACAAAGUGAUUUGCAAACUGGACAGUGAGGUUCCUGAAGUUUUUAAAUCCCCAAAUUGUCUACAAGAACUCCUUCACGACUGACUAGAACAAGGGAGGAACCCAGGAAAACACGGGAGAGCGCAGAGGAGCAUAAGAAGCUUGUAAAAUCUUUCAAAAAGGUUUGGGGACGACAACAUUUGCGAUCAUCUUGAAAGGAGGAAGACACACUUAAAUGAAGGACAAACAGCUGAAAAUGCGAGAUCUGUGGUGAAAAACAAGGAAAAUGCAGCUACUUUAAGACUCCCUGAACCCCUUGUUUCACCGUGACCUUGACUUAUUGAGGGCGGGGGGGAUUCAGAAGAAGUGACCUAAAAAUAAAGAAGAUAAUAUAUGAAAAAUAAUCUUUUUAUUGUGGAUGUCUUUGGGUUUCAUGGACAUUUUUCAUGAUAAAAAAAUGUUGUUUUCCUUCUUGGUAAAAGAUAACCUUCUCUUCUAUGAACCGACAAACGCAGUAGACACACACACACACACAUGUACUGCAUAGAGAAGAAUAGUAGCAUUCCCAAUUCUCAACCAAGGCAGUUGAUGUUUCCUUUCCUUAUUCUUUCUACAUUCUCUUCUUACUGUAAUUAGAUUUACUCGAUGUUUGUUUUUGACUGUGUGGAUCUCCUGAACACCCUCCCUGACCUCCCUCUGGGAUGGACGAUGUCUGGUGCCCACGGAGUCAAAGAUGAGACACUUUUUGUACGGGAAGUUGACCCAUUGCUACAUCAUUCAUUGAAAAUAAAUUGUGACAUUUCAUUUGUGUUUGAAAUAUAAACAAGUUAUAUCCAGAGGAUCAGUUAUUCAAAUUUACUUCUAGCAAUGUGGUGUCAGACAAUAAAACAUUUUUGAGACUGUCUCUUUGAUCUGGGUCUCCAUGAACGUCAUCUGUGCCGGUCAGUUCAUGUGUGAAGUUCUUUCCUAUGCCGCAGCAGACUUAAAACAAAAAAAAAAAGAAAACAAUGAAAAUGCUGUGAUUUGUAGCUUGUAUAGGCGUAAUUAUGACUCUGACAUUCUUUUAUUUAUAACUGACAGAAACAACUCACAUUUACUGAUGACUAAUGCCUGCUACAUGUUUGACCAGUGGUUUGAUUCCUUGUCCAUC